Phytophthora infestans T30-4 is the source of this 483-nucleotide messenger RNA. RefSeq lists its product as uncharacterized. The transcript is spliced from 4 exons. Bases 1 to 483 code for a protein of 160 amino acids. Lineage: Eukaryota; Oomycota; Peronosporomycetes; Peronosporales; Peronosporaceae. The record is from RefSeq and is a predicted model, not a curated record.
AUGUGUAUUAUGUCAUUGGAGAAGACUCUACGAGUUCGAUUCAUGGAACUGGUACUAGAUCUGCUCCAAGACACUUCUGGAACUUGGUGGCUCCUACAGGUGAAGGCUUUUAAGCUUACUUCCGUUCCUUUACCGAGUCUAUCACGUACUCAGUCAGCACCGACUCGGUUUGAGAUUGGAGUCGUUCCAACUCCGCAGUGGAAGAAGUGGCGUUGCGCUGGGCGAUACUGCACUGGGUAUCUCACGAAGAAAAUGGUGCGAAGCUGUGAGUUUUACGAUGAUUUUGUUCAGCAGCAAGAUGUGAGUCUUGCUGGUGGCUUUGCUGAGUUCCAUUCGGCUUUGACAUUUCACUUGCAACACCGCUUACCGAAGCGUGAUCGCAGCCAACUCUACGAACCUCAAGCGCUUUGUAGGACAUGUAUUAAGCGGUAUCAUUCUCUGCGACAGCAAUGGAAGGAAACGCAGCGAUGGAAGAAAUGCUAG